Lepidothrix coronata (blue-crowned manakin) is the source of this 1767-nucleotide messenger RNA. Its product is annotated as clumping factor A-like. Bases 1 to 1644 code for a protein of 547 amino acids. The transcript has 3 exons. NCBI's taxonomy places the organism in Eukaryota, Metazoa, Chordata, Aves, Passeriformes, Pipridae. The record is from RefSeq and is a predicted model, not a curated record.
AUGUGUGAUUCAUUGCUGUGUGCUGGGACACGGCUGUGCUGGUGCUCACGAGGUGUCUCUGGCAGGUACGAGCUGCCGCAGUACGGGAGCCGCCGCCGGCUGCUGUCCCCGGCGGGGAUGUACGACGAGUACGGGGAGGUGGUGGUGGAGAGCGACGGUGGCUACUACUACAGUCCCCAUGGACCCACAGCCGAAGAGGGGAUGAGUCAAGUCAGAGGUGCUCCAAGCAGAGGGAUAAGCCAGGCAGCAGGGGCUCAAAUAGCAGCUAGACCUUUAGGUGGUGGGAUGGACCCAAGGCGUGGUCCUGGACCGUACAGGACCAGCCAGGGCAAAAGGAGACUGAAAGCAGUGAUGCAUGUGAGUCGUGUAGCAGUCAGUGCUCACAAACCGGUGGGAAGAGCCGAGUCCGCUCGUUCCCGAUGGAAGAAAGCAAAGAUAUUCCCGAUGAUCCUGCAGAAAGUGAAGGGCAGUAGGAAAGAUUCCAACUAUGCCAAGCUGAUGUCGGCUCGCCAAGCAGACGGAGACAAAAGCAUGAUCAUCAGGGGAAGCUACUUCCAGAAAUCCACAGAUGACAGACCUUCCAUGAGGAAACUAAAUCAUGUGUUAAAGCGCAUCAGCGUCUCCAGGAAACUUCAGGAGCCUCUUGGCAAGGAUUUGGCACGUAGAGAGGAGGAGUCUGAAAGAGAGGAAGCAAAAUCAGGAGUUUCCAUAAGUAUCACAGCAGAGAGUGAGCAGGAGGACAGUGACUAUGAGAAGAAGAAGAAGAGAAGGAGACACACCUCAGAUGAGUCAUCUGAGAAGAGCAGCAGCUCCGGCUCGGAGUCGGAAGACAAAGACUACUUGAAAAUAACUCUGGACCAAGAUGAAGCCACAGAAAGCACCGUGGACUCGGAUGAAGAAACUGGGCAGGAUUUGGGGGAUUCUGAGGACGACUCUGAGUCCAGCUCCAGCAGUGAAUCGGAGGAAGACUCAUCUGAAGAGGACGAUGACGAGGAAGACUCGGACAGCGAUGAGGAUAGUAGCCUGUCAAAGAGCUCAUCCACACGAAGUUCCUACAGCAGAUCAGGGACCAGCGAGUCCAGCAGCAUCAGAAGCACUGAAAUGUCCAGUACAAAAAGCAGGGGAGGGAGCUCUCAUGGCAGAGCAAGACGCUCCAGCCAGAAAUCCAGCGGCUCUACUGCAUCAGGCAGUGACAGGGACACAAGCUACAGGAAAACUUCAGGAUCCAGCUACAAGAGCAAAACCUCCUCCGCCAGCGUCGGGAUAGAAGACACCAUAGAAGAGGUGUCAGAAGAAGAGGAAGAAGCAGAUGAGACAGCAGAUAGUUCAAGCAAGGCAGCUUCUAAAACAUCUGCAAAACCUGGAGAGGGCAAGAAAGGGAAAUCAGCUGUCAGUGGUGAGGAGAGCGAGGAGGAGAGCGCAGAAGAGGCUGACACAGAUGGUAGUGACAGGGAGGAAACUCUCAGUAAGAAUGAAUCUUCUGGCCUAGAAAGUGAAAUCAGUGGGAUUUCCAAAGGUCCCAACGUGAAAAGAGUGAAAAAGGGAAAAAAGGUGUCCCAGGAACAGAGUCAGUCUCAGUCAGGUGAGAGCCUGGAGACUGGAGUCACGGAGUCGGAGGCUGCGGGGGAUUCCACGUCCUUCUAAAGCAGAGUGACAUGGGCCAAAAAGAAAAGGAUCAAGUUGAUAGUGGACCCGGAGUACGAGACCAGCUCCACGGGAGAGGACAGUGCUCCCGACUCGGGCCAGAGGAACCGGCUCAGCAACCCC